Molecule: messenger RNA, 1549 nt
Organism: Drosophila navojoa
Lineage: Eukaryota; Metazoa; Arthropoda; Insecta; Diptera; Drosophilidae
Gene: dpr6
Product: defective proboscis extension response 6
Biological process (GO): synapse organization
Cellular component (GO): neuron projection membrane
Source: RefSeq, a predicted model, not a curated record
CUCUCUCUCUCUAUUUACAGGCAAGCAUCGCGCAUAAAACAGUGGCUGGGCAAUAGAAAAAGCAGACAGCGUACGGCUCUGCUUCUGGGCCAAAACAGAGUUGCCUUUUGUGCCCCGGCUUGGCAAUUGGCCAAGUUAAUAGAGAGCGUGAGCAGACGCCAAUAAUGACGUUGCUGCUGCAGCAGCUGCUCCUGAUGUUGAUGAAGACGUCGCUAACUUGGUUAUUGCUGCUGCCAGCAUAGAAAAUUGUCAGAUACCCAGACCGAGCCAAAGGCAGACCUUAAAUAAAACAAAGACAUUCGCUCAGCUCGCCCCCACUGCCCACGGCGACUCGCUGCUGACCGAGUACCACAGGCCAGGAGCCAGGAGCCGGCUUACUGCAUUUCCGGUUGUUGUUCCUGUCGCCGCUGUCACCAUGCCGCCACUCCACAUGGCCGAGAGCAGCGGCAUGGCCUGGCCGCUCCUGCUCGCUGUGAUUGUGAUUGUGCUCAGCGAUUUGACAAAUGGCGGCGUGCAUGGACCCAUCGAGGGCUACAACUCGUUGGAUGAGCUGGCAACGACGCCGUCAGGACUGGCCACGAUUCCCACUGCCGCCUACACGCAUCCCAAAUGGAUGGAGCCGUAUUUUGAUCCCUCGACGCCCCGCAAUGUCACCGCCCUCAUGGGCAAAUCCGCGUAUCUCAGUUGCCGCGUGCGCAAUUUGGCCAACAAAACGGUAUCCUGGAUACGGCAUCGGGACAUACACAUAUUGACAGUGGGCUCCUAUACGUACACGUCCGAUCAGAGGUUUCAGGCCACACAUCAUCAGGACACCGACGACUGGACGCUGCAGAUAAAAUGGGCCCAGAAGCGAGAUGCGGGCAUGUACGAGUGCCAGAUAUCAACCCAGCCCGUUCGCAGUUAUUUUGUACGUCUAAAUGUUGUCGUGCCAACGGCGACCAUACUUGGCGGACCUGACCUUCAUGUUGAUAAAGGCAGCACCAUAAAUCUCACUUGCACUGUGAAGUUCAGCCCCGAGCCGCCGGCCUACAUAUUCUGGUACCAUCACGAGGAGGUCAUUAAUUAUGAUUCAUCAAGAGGCGGCGUGUCGGUAAUUACCGAAAAGGGCGAUGUGACAACCUCAUUUCUGCUCAUACAGAAUGCAGAUCUGGCCGAUUCCGGCAAAUACUCGUGCUCCCCCUCCAACGCAGAUGUUGCCAGUGUGCGUGUGCAUGUUCUAAAUGGUGAACAUCCGGAGGCAAUGCAAACUGGCUCAUCCGGUUGCCAGUACAAUUGGCUGACAAUUGUCAUGCUGCUGGGCCUCGUGCUCGGCUACAGUCAGCGGCAGCAGCAGCAUUGUGCCACACUUGCCGCACCAGCCGCCUGCAACAGAGACGGCGUCACGCUCGCGGCCAGUGAAAGUGACAGACGCAGAACAGCAGGAGCAACGACUACAGCAGGAGCAGCAGCGACACGGACUGCUGCUGGCCAUGGGCUGCAGAUAUACAGAUGUAGCUGUGCCUCUGGAUGCGGAUACGGAUGCGAAUGUGGCAAUAGCUGCACGCUGUAA